AUGCACAGAUCACACCUUUCCUGGUUUUUGUUUGCUAUUGUAGCCUCUACUCAUCCAUAUACUUUCCCUCCAGGCAAUCAGACUUUCGACGAGAUUGCUGGUGGUGGACCACCGAACGGACCUCUUCCUCCAACUCUCACACCAGCUACAUUAGCUGCAUUUCAGCUUGCAGGCUACAACGAAAAUCUCGAAGCUGCUUUCUUUGAAGAAGGUUUGCGAAAUAUCACGUCGCUGUGGCCCAAAAUGCCAAAAUUCCCUGUCGCCAUCGACACUGUCAUCGAGAAGAUCGCUGCAGAUGAAGAAGUUCAUGUUGAGACUGCUGAAGGCGUUGUCAAGCACUUCAAUGGAACUGUUUUCCCACGUUGUAAAUACGAUUUCCCAGUAUCUGGACUCGAUGAGUUCCUCGCACUUGGCCAUCUCAUUACCAGCAUCGGAAUUGGCGGCGCCAUUGCAUUGGCCGAUACAUUUGCUCGAAACGAAGCCAAGCCUGUUCGCAACAUUGCAGCUAUUCUUGCAGUCGAGGCACGCCACGAUGCUUUCUUCCGCAUUACGAACAAACAGAUCCCCAAUGUAGCUGCUUUCGAUACGCCACUUUCCGGCAGACUUGUUUACAACCUCUUCCAGCCAUUCGUCAUCCCUGAAACAUGCAAAAUUGUCCCUCCAAUUGGUCUCAUUCCCCAGAUGAAAGUCAAUGGAUUCAACUACGGUGAAUUUGCGCCUCGUCGUCGACCUACCAGAUUUGAUUUCACUUUCAACUCAACGCAGAUUAUAGGACCCCAGGAUAAGCUGUUUAUUGGGUGGCUGAAUCAAGCCAAUAAGCCCGCGUUUGUGCCUCUCAGGGUAACUUCAGAUGGGCAUGGAUGGGCAGAAGUUCCUUCUCAACUUCAAGGAACGGCUUUUGCGAUCUUGACGAAUAACACUGCUGCUACGGACGUUGAUGCCAUCACGAUGCAAGCAAUUGCCAUUGCUCCUCCGCUGCCGAUCACUUAG
Molecule: messenger RNA, 990 nt
Organism: Cadophora gregata
Lineage: Eukaryota; Fungi; Ascomycota; Leotiomycetes; Helotiales; Ploettnerulaceae
Exons: 1
Coding region: 1-990 (329 amino acids)
Source: RefSeq, a predicted model, not a curated record